UCCUCAACUAUAUUUACGUUCCCUGUUAAGUGAAUAAACCUAAAUUUUGCAAAUUUCCAGUUAAUUCCCAUUUUUUUUUUUGUUAAUUCUCAUGGAAAGUUUCCAACUUUGAAAAUUCCCCGGAUUUUGUGACCCUAGGUGUGUUGUCUAAAACAUGCAGGGCAGUGGGUCCUGAGGACCUGGGUUCAGGAACCCUGAUAUGGACCACAUAUAGAAACAGAAGAGCCUGGUUCUGGGGGGCCCUGGUCCCGCUGGUGGAGCCUUCUACUGGUGGCUGCUGUCAGAAUUUGGGUUCAUUCAGCUCGCUUGUCAGCGUCUUUUAUUUUGACACCCGGUUGAGAGGAAGUGACGCCAGAGAGCUAGCCGCUAACUUCCGGGCUGCUUUCGGCAGUCAGUCCUGUGUAACAUCGGACUCAUUAGAAGCGAACUGCGGACAGAAAGCCGUGCAGACAGACGGAGCGACGAGCGGCAGAACCGGGCAGGAGCUGCAUGGCGGCGGCUGUUUCUGCGGGAGGGCCGGCUCUUAUCAUGGAGAACGGACAGAGCACUACCAAGCUGGGGCUGCCGCCGCUGACCCCCCACCAGCAGGAGGCGCUGCAGAGGGCCAAGAAGUACGCCAUGGAGCAGAGCAUCAAAAGCGUGCUGGUGAAGCAGACGCUGGCGCAGCAACAGCAAUUCAGCAGCCUGCAGAUGGCGUCUCUCACGAUGGGGUUGGGAGACGCUCUGUCUCCUCUGCAGUCGCUGGUUAUGUGGUCAUGUGAUCCUGUCCAGGUAGCAGCUCAGAGGCAGAGAGCUCUGGCCAUCAUGUGUCGGGUCUACGUUGGCUCCAUUUAUUAUGAGCUGGGUGAGGACACCAUCAGACAGGCCUUCGCCCCAUUUGGACCAAUCAAAAGCAUCGAUAUGUCUUGGGACUCUGUCACCAUGAAGCACAAGGGUUUCGCCUUUGUGGAGUACGAGAUGCCAGAAGCAGCUCAGCUGGCUCUGGAGCAGAUGAACUCCGUGGUCCUGGGAGGACGGAACAUCAAGGUUGGGAGGCCCAGCAACAUUGGUCAGGCUCAGCCAAUCAUCGACCAGCUGGCAGAGGAAGCGCGUGCCUUCAACAGGAUCUACGUGGCAUCCGUCCACCCUGACCUCUCGGAUGAGGACAUAAAGAGCGUCUUUGAGGCCUUCGGGAAGAUCAAGUCCUGCAUGUUAGCCCGUGAGCCAACAACCGGACGCCACAAAGGCUACGGCUUCGUCGAGUACGAUAAGCCCCAGUCUGCUGUGGAUGCUGUGGCCUCCAUGAACCUGUUCGAUCUGGGUGGGCAGUACCUGCGAGUUGGGAAAGCUGUGACUCCUCCCAUGCCCCUCCUCACACCAACAACCCCUGGAGGACUCCCUGCUGCCGCCGCUGUGGCGGCGGCAGCCGCCACAGCCAAGAUCACUGCUCAGGAAGCAGUGGGAGCGUCGGUGCUGGGAGCUCUAGCCGGACCUGCCCUCCUCUCUCAGCAACUUGGACUUCCUCAGGCUGUCAUGGCUGCCCAGGCCCCAGGUGUCAUUACAGGCGUGACCCCUGCCCGACCGGGCCUACCUCAGGUUGGGUUGGUGAACCCGGUUCUGGCGACGCCGCCGUCAAUCGGCGCUUCUCUUGGUGCUGAGCUGAAGGAGGAGGCGGAGGUGGUGCAGCAGGACGGAGCCAUGGAGCCGCUGAGCGAGCAGGAGUACAUGAGCAUCAGUGGCAGCAGCGCCAGACAUAUGGUGAUGAGGAAGCUGCUGCGGAAGCAGGAGUCCACCGUCAUGGUCCUCAGGAACAUGGUCGGUCCCGAUGACAUUGACGAUGACCUGGAGGGCGAGGUCACGGAGGAGUGCGGGAAGUUCGGCCUGGUGAAGCGAGUCAUCAUCUACCAGGAGCGUCAGGGCGAGGAGGAUGAUGCCGACGUCAUCGUGAAGAUCUUCGUGGAGUUCUCGGAGGCUGCAGAGAUGAACCGGGCCAUCCAGGCGCUCAACAACCGCUGGUUCGGAGGACGUAAGGUGGUCGCCGAGGUUUACGACCAGGAACGCUUUGACAGCAGCGACCUGUCUGCGUAGAACACCCAUCAAGAGUUUGUUCUUGGUGUCGUCUCCAUGGAAACGUCUGAAGACGUCUUUUCAUCCUGCUCGUCGUUCUUCUCUUGGAUCCGGUCCUGGACCACUUUCUGUUUUCAGUUCGCUUCAAGUGGCAGCGAGAUCUCUGUUACCAUGGUUACGUGUCUGUUCUCCAUCCUCCUCCUCCUUGUUACCAUGUAACACGACUUCCUGCUGCUCUGACAUCACUGCAACCUCCAGCAGUGGUCAGAUCCUGAUCCUGAUCCUGGAGCUGGAGCGGGCCAGACGGUGCUAUCAGAGCCUGAUCUGGGCCCAGGUUGUGGUCGUGCUCUGCCCCAGAGAACCUGGGUUCUGGUCUGGUUUUUAACAGGUUUCCCAGCAGGAAGCAGGAUGCUGGAUGGUGCGUUCAGGAACACUGUGAAACAGCGUGCAGGAUGGAAAGCUGAAAGGUGGAGCGGUUCUGGUCCAGAUGAGUCUUUUUUGUUUGGUCCGAAGUUUGUGUUAUUUAACGAACAUCAGAACCGUCUGGUCCUUUCUCCAGAACUGACAGACUGUCCCUGAACGCAUCACGGCAUGGCAAGGCAGCCUGUCUGCUCGGUGCCGUGUGGUUCUGGUCCGGUGACGUUGUCUGAACCAGCCCUUUGGAGAACCGCCGGUCAGGACCGGACCGACCCUCAGCAGGCCAGUGCUGCAUUCAGGUGCUCAUCAGGUUGUUGGAGGCCAAACCGAAUCGGUUUUUGCUGCUGUUUGAUUGGCUGACAGAACCGGGUUUUAUAAUAAAAAGACUGAAACUCAGAGCAGGUGUUCUGGUUCUGAUCCAAGUUUAGUUGAGCCGGUUUUCGUGCUUUUCAAACUUUUUAUACAAAACUGGCAUUUCUUUUUCUUUUCUUUG
Molecule: messenger RNA, 2956 nt
Organism: Melanotaenia boesemani (Boeseman's rainbowfish)
Lineage: Eukaryota; Metazoa; Chordata; Actinopteri; Atheriniformes; Melanotaeniidae
Gene: puf60a
Product: poly-U binding splicing factor a
Exons: 11
Coding region: 490-2067 (525 amino acids)
Biological process (GO): mRNA splice site recognition; regulation of alternative mRNA splicing, via spliceosome; alternative mRNA splicing, via spliceosome
Cellular component (GO): catalytic step 2 spliceosome; precatalytic spliceosome
Molecular function (GO): RNA binding
Source: RefSeq, a predicted model, not a curated record